AUGAGGGCGGUCGAAGAGAGAGGAGGCGGGGCAAAUGGUGAAGACGCCUACACGCAAGAUGGAACUGUGGAUCGCAGAGGCGGACCCGCCCGGAGAUCCAAGACCGGGCGGUGGAGGGGUUGUUCCUUCAUCGUAGCAUACGAGGUUUUUGAGAGGUUAGCAUAUUACGGAGUCGCGUCGAACCUGGUAUUGUACUUGACGAAGAGGCUACGGGAAGGAACCGUAGAAUCCGCCAACAGCGUCACCAAUUGGACGGGCAUAGUAUGGAUGACUCCUGUUUUAGGCGCAUACAUCGGGGACGUCCAUCUCGGCCGGUAUAAAACCUUUGUCAUCGCCAGCAUUAUUUAUCUCUUGGGGAUGGUCCUCUUAACUCUAUCGGUGAGUUUGCCUUCGCUGAGUCCUCCUUCAUGUGGCCCCGGAGUGAAAGAAGAAGACUGUAACUUGAAGGCAACACCCUUCCAAGUCGGGUUCUUCUACUUCGCUCUGUACAUCAUCGCGCUCGGCAACGGCGGGACCAAGCCCAAUAUCUCGAGCAUGGGGGCGGACCAGUUUGACGAGUUCGAGCCCCGGGAGCGGGUCCAGAAGGCCUCCUUCUUCAACUGGUGGAUGUGCAGCGUCUUCACUGGCGCGCUCUUUGCCAACACCGUCAUGAUGUACAUACAGGACAACAUCGGGUGGGGAACGGGCUACAGCAUCCAGACCGCAGGGCUUGGGCUCGCGCUGCUGCUGUUCCUGGGAGGCACUCCUUUCUACAGACACAAGAAGAAAGCGAGGAGUUCCUAUGCAAGGUUGGCCCAAGUGGUAGUGGCUGCUACGAAGAAGUGGAGGGUCCGAAUCCCCGACGACCCAAAGGAGCUCCACGAACUGAGCAUAGACGAGUAUGCGAGUUCCGGUCGGCUCAGAAUUGACAGCACGCCUACUUUAAGAUUUUUUGAUAAAGCCGCAACGAAGACCGGACCUACCUCAUCCUGGACGUUGUGCACUGUGACCCAAGUCGAGGAAGCCAAGCAGAUCUUCAAGAUGGUCCCAAUCUUGAUCGCCACGUUCGUCCCAAGUGCCGUGUUUGGGCAGGUCACGACCUUAUUCAUCAAGCAGGGCACAACCCUGGACCGUAGCAUUGGCCAGAACUUCAAGAUGCCGCCAGCGAGCCUCAAGGCCUUCAUACAGGUCACCCUGCUGAUAAGCCUGGUCCUCUACGACCGCGUCUUUGUGCCUGUGAUGCGUCGCUACACGAAGCACCCACGGGGAAUCACGAUGCUCCAGAGGAUGGGGAUCGGCCUUUCACUCUUCGUGGUGGUCAUGGCCGCAGGCAGCCUGACUGAGCGCAGGCGGCUGAGCGUGGCGAGGGAGCGCGGCACGGUUGGUCAGCACGAUGUCGUCCCACUCUCCAUCUUCAUCCUUCUCCCUCAGUUCAUGCUCAUGGGGGUCGCCGAUGCCUUCCUUGAGGCAGCGAAGCUCGAGUUCUUCUACGACCAGGCGCCUGAGGGCAUGAAGAGCCUCGGGACCUCAUACUACACGACCGGCAUGGGGAUCGGGUACUUCCUCAGCAGCUUCCUCCUCCAAACAGUCUCGACCGUCACCAAGAAGAAUGGCCAGCCAGGGUGGAUCACAAACAACCUGAAUCAGUCUCACUUGGACUAUUACUACGCUUUGAUGGCCGUCAUCUGCUUCGUCAAUCUGGUGUACUUCCUCCUGGUGGCCGGGAAAUACGCGUACAAUGUGGACGCAUCCGAGUAUCGGAAGGAGUUGGCUAUGGCGACGAUUGAUGACACAGCAUCCCAAGACAACAGGGGCUAG
Molecule: messenger RNA, 1797 nt
Organism: Eucalyptus grandis
Lineage: Eukaryota; Viridiplantae; Streptophyta; Magnoliopsida; Myrtales; Myrtaceae
Product: protein NRT1/ PTR FAMILY 5.2
Exons: 4
Coding region: 1-1797 (598 amino acids)
Biological process (GO): dipeptide transport; transmembrane transport
Cellular component (GO): membrane
Molecular function (GO): dipeptide transmembrane transporter activity; tripeptide transmembrane transporter activity
Source: RefSeq, a predicted model, not a curated record